Messenger RNA from Auanema sp. JU1783, 1080 nucleotides. The record is from the annotation of a GenBank genome assembly. NCBI's taxonomy places the organism in Eukaryota, Metazoa, Nematoda, Chromadorea, Rhabditida, Rhabditidae.
AUGGUUUGGUGUGCUGAUCAUGGAACAUAUGCUCAAGAAAUAUGUGAAACGAUCUAUGAAUCGCUAACCAUCGACGAAACUCCGUUACACAAAAAGAUUGCUAGGGUUUAUCUAAUUUGUGAUAUUCUGGCUAAUUGUGCUCAGCGAGGUGUUCGUGAUAUAUUCUUCUAUCGAACCUGUUUUGAACAGUUGAUGACUAAGAUCUUCGAAGCAUUGGGUGACACUUUACGUAAUAUUGAGGCGAGACUGAAAGCUGAGCAUUUCAAACAGCGGAUCAUGCUUUGCUUCAGAGCUUGGGAAGACAACGCCAUUUACCCGACAGAGUUCUUGAUACACAACCAAAACGUUUUCUUAGGAUUAGUGAAGCGUUCUGAUGAGCAUUUCCAAUCUGAAUCCGAGAAUGGUGGUGAUGACGAGGAUAUCGAUGGUGCCCCCAUUGAUGACGACAUUGAUGGUGUGCCUCUGUCGGAAGAUAUGUUGGAACCAACAACAACUUUAUUUGGUUCGAAAAUUGUUGACCCUGUUAUAUCACAACACGAGAAGAAAGGAGGUUUCAAGAGCGCUGGUUGGAACGAUGUUACGGAGGAAGUUAAGAAACCAACUUCGAAAUGGGAAAAUGAUGGAAGGGACUCGGAUGAAGAACGUGCGGGUACUGCCAAGAGGUUCAAAAUGGAUGGAAAAGCAGCUGAUAAACCUGGAAGUAGUUCUGAUUCCGAAGGAGAAAUUCAAGAAACGGAUCCCAACGCUGCUCAAGCUGCAGCUCAUUAUGAAGAAGUGCGCCGACGGAUGCUUCGCGAAGUUGAAGUGAAAGUUAUGUCUUAUCAAGAUGAUUUGGAGAGCGCCAGGGAUCCUGACAUCAAAAACAAGGUGGAGGAGUUCCGAAAGAAGGAAAUGAAUGUGAUGGAGCUAAAGUUGCGUAGUGCUCGAAGUAAAGAUGAAGAUAGAAAAAAGAACGAGAAGAGGAGAGACCGCAGAGAUGACAAGCACAGUUCCUCUAGCGGUAGAAGAGAUAGAAGUCGGGAUAAGGACAGAAAGCGGGAAAGAAGUCGUUCCAGGUUCGAAGCUCUUUUAGUUCUGUAA